Molecule: messenger RNA, 2716 nt
Organism: Temnothorax curvispinosus
Lineage: Eukaryota; Metazoa; Arthropoda; Insecta; Hymenoptera; Formicidae
Gene: ro
Product: homeobox protein rough
Exons: 4
Coding region: 225-1142 (305 amino acids)
Biological process (GO): regulation of transcription by RNA polymerase II
Cellular component (GO): nucleus
Molecular function (GO): DNA-binding transcription factor activity, RNA polymerase II-specific; RNA polymerase II cis-regulatory region sequence-specific DNA binding
Source: RefSeq, a predicted model, not a curated record
UCCAUUUAUUCAUCCCAGAAGCGAAUACUUUGACAAACACAAAACUUCCGAGGUUUAUUCUUCAAUAAGAAGAAGAAAUCUUUCAAACGUCUUCCUUAUUCGGAAGAAUUCCGCCUUUAAGGAGAGAGAAUCUUUCUAGAUUAUCCUGCUUUACCUGGAAGAAAUAUUCGUAAAUCCUUCGAGACGCCGUGCCGUAUGAAUCAUCGAAUCUACAGUUCGUAAAAAUGUCCGCGAAGAAGACGAGAAGGCCGUCGUCGCCGCGACGUUUCUUCGCGCGGCUUUACGGCCAUUUGGAGGCGACGAAGAAAACGGAGGAUGACGAGGACGAGGAUCACGCGAGAGAGAGUUCGGAUUCCUCGCCGGAGAUCACGGAGAGAGCAUCACACGCGCUUUCCGAUUCACCUGAAUCACACAAAAUGUUGCCUGUGUCACACGCCAAGGACCUCGAAAAAGUGCCAAGCGACGUCGCGAAUAGUAAAAUAUUCGAGAGCAAGGAAACGAAGAAGGACUCGGUGCUCACGGGGGUGAGGCUGCCUUUCCUGCACGGAUUUCUUCCGCGGGGACCCGGUCAGACUUUUCAUCUAACGCAGCUCGCGCAUCCGCCCACGCUGCCGCCGCAUCUUCACGUUCUGCCGAAUCAUCAGUCUAUCGCCGAGCACCACUUUCAAGGAUUCUCAGCCUUCCUGGCGCGCAGAAGAAGGAAAGAAGGCCGACCGCGAAGACAAAGGACGACGUUCAGCGGCGAACAGACACUGAGGUUGGAAGUCGAGUAUCGGCGGGGAGAAUACAUCUCGAGGGGACGCAGAUUCGAGCUCGCAACUUCCUUGAGACUUACCGAGACGCAAAUCAAAAUCUGGUUCCAGAACAGGCGCGCCAAGGACAAAAGAAUCGAAAAGGCGCAGCUAGACCAGCAGUACCGAAACUUUGCGGUGUCGAACGGCCUGGUGAACCUGCCGCUUUACAACGCGACUGGAUUCUGCGGCCUCUGUCUGUACAAAGAUACCUACGGCUCGGUGACCAACCACUCCUGCAUCUCCGGCAAUCCCGUUGUCGUCGAUUCGUCUUCGAAGAAUCAACCGCGUUACAGCAGCAGUGGCAGCGAGACGUCCGAUAAUCCGCCGAACCUCGUGUCCACGACUUAAUUAAAUCCAACGCGCAAUCACCACGUUCAUUUAAGACACACAGACAGUCUGACAAUAAGUUUAUUUCUUUCUUUUUUUCUAUGUUAUGCGAUAUAGAGGCAGUUCCAACAAUCAGUUUUCGGCGUGCACGAAAUGAUGAGGCAUUAUAAAUAUCUUUCCUGGCAGUAUAGUGAUAACUAUAAAAGAAACGAUAUCUGUUGAUAUUAAAACACAUUUUCUUGUAUUAUUUUUUGUUUUAAUUUCGUGACUUUUCAGUACUUUUUAGGCAAUGUGUAUAGUCGUGAUUCAUCAAUUUAGUUUUGCACAAGUUUUUUUCAACCUUCAUUCAUUAGGCCUGUUCGUUUUAGCUUCGUUCGUUAUCAGUAGCCAGAAUAACACUUUUAAUAUUUCCGUUAUAUCGCUACUGCAAGAAUCUCAUUAUUUAAAGAUACCCAGAUAUCUGUAAAUGAUGAGAGAUCUUAAAUGAAAUAUUUAAUAUCUUAUACAGAUCAAUAAUCAUAAAAUUAGUAAACAUUUUGAAUAAAGUAAAAAUAAUUAUCUUCGAAACUACAUUUUCGUUAAAAAGGCAGAACUUAAAUUUGUACAUUGUACUAUUUAAAAGAUUAUUUCAGUAUCGAAACAAUAUUAAGAUGGCGAUAUCGCAAAAGAAUACGGCAAUGCCUCAUACAAAUCUUACCAGCACUCGCUAAAAUUGGAAAGUGUCACAGCUCGAACAAAAAAAUGCACGUUGGUUUAGUAUGGAUCAACCUAUAAUGAAACGCAUUUCCACUGCGUUAUUGCUAAUAAGUAACACGGAAAAAUUUUCGAAAGUUUUGAGAAAAUCUUAUCUUAGAUACCUUUUUUACUUCGGAUGUUAAUUAACUUCCGCACAUAAAAAAACAAGAGUAAAACGGAUUUCCGAUCAAGAUUUGCUUCGCUUGGAAUCAUACCUUUCAGGUCUAAAAUUUUUAAUUAACAAAACUGAAUCAUUGAAGUAGUAAAAUUAUUAGUUUAUCAACUUACCUUCUAUUUUUCUUGUUUUCUUUUAUUUAGCACGCUGAGAGUAAAAUCGAUUUGAAAACGAUAAGAACAAAGAAAAAUGUUAACAACAAUUAUCAUCGAAAAGUCAAUCCGAUCACAAUUAAUCGUAAUGGUAACGUAACAUAUAGAGUUGCAAUUAAUUAUAUAAAUAUAAUAAGAUUUGAACAUGUUUUAUCUGUAAUUAGUAAUUAAUGCUUAAUCGAUAACGAGAAUACACGAAAUUGCAAAAAGAUAUAUAUAUGUAUAGUUUUAUUAUUUAUUUAUGUUUCGCAAACAGUUCAUAUAAUUAGUGCAAUGCGUUAUAAAUAAAUUCAAGUAACUUUUAACAGUCGAUGCAUAAGUACAAUUUGCAAUUGCAUGUAUUUCACGAGUUUAGGGGAGAAUGAAAAGACAGCUCUGUAGACUAAAAAAAACAAAAGUUUAUUAUAUACGUAAAAAUAGCGUUACAAUCUAAAAUACAUACAAUAUUCCUAUUAUGUCCUAAACAAAUCCCAGGUGUUUUAAUUUAGGAUCUCUACGGGUUCGUUUCAGAAACUUUCAAUUCCUAAAAUCUU